AUUGAGUUUGAAUAGAUUUGGAGCAGUGAAAACAACCAACAAUGGGCAGAAAAUUGCGAAUUCUGCCAAUACUCAUACUUGUGAUGUGCUGCGAUUCCAUAAUGGGUGGCCUCAUCCGAAGUAAACAAACGUGGACAUAUCGAAUCAUAUCGACCAGAUUCGCGACCAACAAUGAAUCGGUGGCCGGUGGUGAAACGCAUCUGGAUCGCGAAGGUCGCGGCGAAUACACGAUGAGUGGUUACUUGUACUUCAACGUGGACGUUCCCAAGGAUCUUGAGGGCGAGGUUAAUAUCUAUCGCAGCAACGACGGUGGCGCCACCUAUAAGCUCGAACCCUAUUCGGUACCGCGUACAGGAGUCUACCAAACGAUGAACACCUUCUACAAGGACAUGAUCAUGCCAUCCGCGGCCAAUUGUUCCAAUUUUCCUCAAUUCAAGGACAAACUCGAACUGAUUGCAGCUCAGAAAUUUACGUACAACAAGUGUGUUUUGAGCGCCGAUGGAUUUCCCACUUAUCUGCCCGAUGGCAUUUACAAAUUCGAAAUGAAAUCCUUCGGAUUGAUUGAGCUCUUUUUUGAGGCACUCGUCGAAGUGACGCAGAAAACCUUCUGAGCUGCAAUGCAAUUAGCUAAAAUCGACAGCAUCGAUUUUAGUCUUGGUUAAUGCAUCAUAAUCCGCAUUAUCACUUACGUAUUUUCUGUUAUUUUAUAAACUGUAAAGGCGUAUCAAGCAAUUAAGAUAAACUAUUUACUCUGCCGCAUAAAUGGUAUUGGAAAAAGCCUAUUAAAAUAAGCCGAUAAAAGUGGUUUAACAUUAAUGGACACCGUGACAUUGCCGCAAAUACCCCGACCCCACUAAGAAUCUGCAAUUUUGUGGCACAAUAGGCACUUGACAGUACAGUCCCUAUUGGUAAUUAAAGUACACUGUAUCAAGCAAACAAAUUUCAAUAAAAAAAAUGCGACAUUGUUACCUUGUAUUUUUACCGCAAAUCCGAGAACCAAUACUCGUACAUUGUUCAACUUUAUUCCCUCGUUUGCGCUUUAAUUAGCCUUUGUGCAUUAUAAUUGCGUUGCAGUGCCGCCAAGCGUACCGGAAAUUGCGGGGGCGUCAGGACAAAGCGAAUAUAUAUCCCCCCGGGGGGGCGUGGCCAGUGGGCGGAGCAAAUCCCACAGCGAAACGAAAUUAAAAAAAAAAAUACAGUUGCCAAAACGAAAAUGUCUCAAUUAAUUGAAUUGAAUUCAUAAUGGAGGCUGUGAGGGAGCGCAGAAACAAUCAUACAAAAUGUAUAUAUAAGCAAAACCCUU
This is a messenger RNA of Drosophila simulans, 1303 nucleotides long. RefSeq lists its product as uncharacterized. NCBI's taxonomy places the organism in Eukaryota, Metazoa, Arthropoda, Insecta, Diptera, Drosophilidae. The record is from RefSeq and is a predicted model, not a curated record. The transcript has 2 exons. Bases 42 to 611 code for a protein of 189 amino acids.